Molecule: messenger RNA, 2356 nt
Organism: Scomber scombrus (Atlantic mackerel)
Lineage: Eukaryota; Metazoa; Chordata; Actinopteri; Scombriformes; Scombridae
Product: E3 ubiquitin/ISG15 ligase TRIM25-like
Exons: 1
Coding region: 160-723 (187 amino acids)
Molecular function (GO): zinc ion binding
Source: RefSeq, a predicted model, not a curated record
UGUUCCCUCCCCUUCAGAUCUACAGUUGGAUGGAUGGGUGUAACCAACAUGUGGUGAAGUGCAGGGAGCUGUCAGCCUCAUGUUGUUUAGAUCAGGGCUCAAACUAGUUUCACUUCUGAGAAAGUGAAACUCAGACACUCAUUGUGACAGAGAGCUGAAAUGGCGCAGAAAGGAGAUCAGCUGGACCGGGAAACCUUCUCUUGUUCCAUCUGUUUGGAUCUACUGAAGGAUCCAGUGACUAUUCCCUGUGGACACAGCUACUGCAUGAGCUGUAUUAAAAACUAUUGGGAUGGAGAGGAUGAGAAGAAGAUCUACAGCUGUCCUCAGUGCAGACAGACCUUCACACCGAGGCCUGUCCUGAUGAAAAACACCAUGUUAGCAGCAUUAGAGGAGCAGCUGAAGAAGACUGGACUCCAAGCUGCUCCUGCUGAUCACUGCUAUGCUGGACCUGAAGAUGUGGCCUGUGAUGUCUGCACUGGGAGGAAGCUGAAAGCCUCCAAGUCCUGUCUGGUGUGUCUGGCCUCUUACUGUAAGAAUCACCUCCAGCCUCAUUAUGAUGCAGCUCCAUUAAAGAAACACAAGAUGGUCGAGCCCUCGAAGAAGCUCCAGGAGAACAUCUGCUCUCGUCAUGAUGAGGUGAUGAAGAUAUUCUGCCGCACUGAUCAGCAGAAUAUCUGUUAUCCCUGCUCUGUGGAUGAACAUAAAGGCCACGACACAGUCUAGGCUGCAGCAGAAAGGACUGAGAGGCAGAGAGAGCUUGAGGUGAGUCGACUAAACAUCCAGCAGAGAAUCCAGGACAGAGAGAAAGAUGUGAAGCUGCUUCAACAGGAGGUGGAGGCCAUCAGUCGCUCUGCUGAUAAAGCAGAGGAGGACAGUGAGAAGAUCUUCACUGAGCAGAUCCGUCUCCUCCAGAAAAGAAGCUCUGAUGUGAAGCAGCAGAUCAGAUCCCAGCAGGAAACUGAAGUGAGUCGAGUCAAAGAGCUUCAGGAGAAGCUGCAGCAGGAGAUCACUGAGCUGAAGAGGAAAGACGAUGAACUGAAGCAGCUCUCACACACAGAGGAUCACGACCAGUUUCUACACAACUACCCGUCACUGUCACAACCUACAGAGUCAUCCAGCAUCUAUAUCCGUCCUCUCAGAUACUUUGAGGAUGUGACAGCAGCUGUUUCAAAGCUCAGAGAUAAACUACAGGACAUCCUGAGGGACAAAUGGACAAACAUCUCACUGACAGAGACUGAAGUGAAGUUUUUACGGUCAGAAGCAGAGCCCAAGACCAGAGCUGUGUUCUUAAAAUAUUCAUGUGAAAUCACUCUGGAUCCAAACACAGUAAACACACGAUUGUUAUUAUCUGAGGGGAACAGAAAAGUAGAAGUCACGAGAAAACAACUGUAUUAUUGUAGUCACGCAGACAGAUUCACUGGAUGGUAUCAGGUCCUGAGUAGAGAGAGUCUGACUGGACGUCAUUACUUGGAGGUGGAGUGGAGAGGAGGAGGAGUUUAUGUAGCAGUCACAUACAAGAAUAUCAGCAGAGUAGGAUGGUCAAAUGAAUGUGCAUUUGGAUGUAAUGACAAAUUUUGGGCUUUAGAUUGUAACACUUACAGUUAUAAUUUUUGGUUCAACAACAUUAAAACUCCCGUCUCAGGUCUUCGUUCCUCCAGAGUCGGAGUGUACCUGGAUCACAGAGCAGGUAUUCUGUCCUUCUACAGCGUCUCUGAAACCAUGACUCUCCUCCACAGAAUCCAGACCACAUUCACUCAGCCGCUCCAUGCUGGACUUCAUGUUGGUUAUAAAUAUGGAGACACAGCUAAGUUAUGUAAACUCAAAUAGAGUUUACACAACUCUAUUUGAAUGUAGCUCUUUAUUUAAGGAAUAGUUCAGUAUUUUGAACUCUGGGCCCAAACUAAACAUUUUCAGUCAUUAUCGCUAUCAGUAGCAAUCAGAACUUGUCAUUUUUGGCCCAGAGUUCAAAAUAUUGGAUGAUUUUAUAAGUAUUUCUACAUUAUUCCUUUGUAAUUUCACAUAAAAACCAAUAUUUUAACAAUAAAACACUUCAUACAAUUAUAUAAAAUAUCUGCUCAAUACUGUACAUAACCUUGAUUGCCUUUAGUAACUAUUUUUCAUGUAUUCUGACACACUAUGCUUGUUUUUUUUUACUGUCAAAUGAACAUUUCUGUUCAUUUUUUGUUGUGCCUCUGUUUCAUUUAAUGUAUUUAUUACAUGUUUAUAAUUUCCAUAACAGCUUUGCAUAAUACACAAAAUGUACAGAGAUUAACAUAAAGGAUAUUGUUUUUCAUGUAUUUUGACUGAAUAUGUAUUUUUUCCAGCAGUUUAAUGCACAUUUAUCAAAAAUAAUGAU